GCCAUAUUGCCUCGCUGACGCCGUGGCGUAUGUUGCAAUGUUGCCAUGGGUCGGUUCCUUCUAGAGCUCCAGGCGAGUCCCCACUGCCACGGAGUCCUCUCACGGCGUUUCCCCACUGCCUUCGAUGAUUACACGCAGGCACACCAGCAGUCUCAGGCUGAUGCAGACAAAGCUGCAAAAGAAGCGGAUGCUGGGAUGGAGGAUGCCCUCAAGGACACCUCGGAAUCCUCGAAGGAGCUUGGGAUGAAAAUUGGGCGAGAGCAGUCGGGCGAAGAUGAUGCCAUGAAAGUUAAUGCACUUGGUACUGACGACAAGGCGAAAUGCAAAGACGGGUGCCGACUUGGGGAUGGUGCAGGUCUUGCCAUUGGGCCGCCACCAGAAGAAGACUUCAGUGGUGCUACUGGGAGUGGCUCUGCGGGCGUUGCAUUCCCAGGACAAAGUGGUGCCUCUGGCCAGGGACAAGGUGUAGCUGGCCAAGGCGGUUCUGGCCAAGGCGU
Messenger RNA from Durusdinium trenchii, 497 nucleotides. The record is from the annotation of a GenBank genome assembly. Lineage: Eukaryota; Dinophyceae; Suessiales; Symbiodiniaceae.